This is a messenger RNA of Helianthus annuus (common sunflower), 1217 nucleotides long. RefSeq names its product expansin-A6. Gene Ontology annotation, cellular component: extracellular region. Bases 67 to 840 code for a protein of 257 amino acids. The record is from RefSeq and is a predicted model, not a curated record. Lineage: Eukaryota; Viridiplantae; Streptophyta; Magnoliopsida; Asterales; Asteraceae. Gene Ontology annotation, biological process: plant-type cell wall organization. The transcript is spliced from 3 exons.
UUGAUUUCUCCUCAUCCCUUCAACUACCAUACACAACAACACCUUGUUGUCCUCCGCCAGACUAAAAUGGGCAUUCGCGUCGGCAUUCUUCUAAUCAUCGUUUCGGUUUUCUCAGCCAUUGAUGCCAGAAUCCCAGGAAACUACGCCGGCGGCUCUUGGGAAAGUGCUCAUGCCACAUUCUAUGGCGGAAGUGACGCCUCGGGCACAAUGGGUGGUGCCUGUGGAUACGGAAACUUGUACAGCCAAGGUUACGGAGUGAACACCGCGGCGCUAAGUACGGCGUUGUUUAACAAAGGGUUUAGUUGCGGUGCUUGCUUUGAAAUUAAAUGCACACAAGACCCGCGGUGGUGCCACCCCGGAAGCCCGUCCAUUUUUAUUACCGCGACCAACUUUUGUCCGCCUAACUAUGCCUUACCUAACGACAACGGUGGCUGGUGUAACCCUCCUCGUACUCACUUCGACCUUGCUAUGCCCAUGUUUCUUAAAAUCGCUGAGUACCGUGCCGGCAUUGUCCCCGUCUCAUAUCGCCGGGUGCCAUGCAGGAAGAAGGGUGGGAUCAGGUUCACAAUCAACGGUUUCCGUUACUUCAACUUGGUUUUGAUCAGCAACGUCGCGGGUGCAGGGGACAUACAAAAGGUGUGGGUGAAAGGCACAAAGACCAACUGGAUGAGCAUGAGCCGUAACUGGGGUCAAAACUGGCAAUCAAACGCGGUCCUGGUUGGUCAGUCACUCUCGUUUAGGGUCACAGCUAGUGACCGACGCACAUCCACCUCAUGGAACAUCGUUCCGGCUCAUUGGCAGUUUGGUCAAACAUUCACUGGAAAGAAUUUCCGAGUGUAAAACAGGAUCCGAAAUCUACGGCUGAUAUUGGACUAUUGGUGUCCACUUUUACCCUUUUUUGUCGUUGACUGUUUUUGACUUUUUGUUAGUGGGUUGCUACUUUUUGUUUCAUCAGGGGCUAAAAAGCUAAUGUCUUGAAAGAUGGAGGGUGGAAAAAGAUGUGCUUGGAAAAAAUAUUAAUUUUUGGGGAUACGUAGGUUUUGUUUGUUAGGCUGAGGUGGCUACAAAAACAUGUUACCCGCAGCAAAAAUCUAAAGGGAAUAUAUGUACAAGUAUAAUUGCUUUGCUUUUAUAAGUUAGUGGCAUUUUGGUAUUUUUUGUUUUGUUUUGAGAUGUAGUAACUUUAAUUAAUGGAUUGAUUUUGGUUAUCUAUGAUA